CUGGCAAGACUUUAAAUAACACUAGAAUACAUGUUUACUAAAUGUAUAUUAGAUAUAUACCACUCUGCCCUGUUCAAUCGCGCGCACGCACGCGCGCCCUAAAAUGCCAUGGCAACCGAACGAUGACCCGACCGAGGGUAUUUAAGGUCAGCGCACUUUCCGAACGUUCCCUUUGCACUUUGACUUGAACACGAAUUUUAAACCUCUUGUGAAAUCAAACUGCUGAGAACCAAAUCUGUGAGUUUUUGACUGCUGGUCGAGAUCUACUGGAUACAAAUAUUGUUGGAGAAGUGAACUGCUAGAAAACAUCUUUAGUGGAGCACAGAAGAGGCUGAAAAAGGCCCUCCGGCCGCGGAGCAUCGAGGACGCCCACCGGCUGAAGGAAGUUUGCUGCGAUUGGACCCUUCGGUGUGCAACUGGUGAACUACAUCAUGGAGCGUCCUGCACAGCUUCCCAGCGUCCCUGAGGUCAUCGGGAUCCUCGACAUCGAUGGAGGUGGUCUCCCCAUCAGCAACUCCUCUCCUGAGGGAGAGGAAGGUAAGGUUGAGAUUGCUGUUGUGUGUGAUGGUCAGGUAGAGCUUGGUGUUGUGGGUGAGGCAGAAGGUAAGCUGCUUCCCUUGCUCUUUUCUGGCGUGGAGGAGGAAGAGGAUGAAGAGGAGGACGUGGGAUCCGACUGUGAGAGCGAAGAUUCUGGGUUCCAGAGUGAAGAGGACGAGGAGGACGGUGAAGAUGACCCUCCUACUCGGCGGCGGACACCUCUCAGCUGCUGGAUGGACUUUGAAGAAGCGCUGCCCCCUCUUCCCUGUCCCGCUGGCCGUCCUCUCUCCAUCCUGGAAGAAGAGGCUCUGCUCCCAGUCCCCCAGAAGUUCCAAGAGGACUGUGUGGAGGUAAGUGUGAAGAGGACCGGUGGGGACGACCACGAAGACCCCCCCCCCUCCACUUCAGGCCUUGGACCCUCCACCAAGAGGACCAGAGAAGAGGACUACAUGGAGGUAAGUGUGAAGAGGCAGAGGACCGGUGGGGACGACCACGAAGACCUCCCCCCCUCCACUUCCGGCCUUGGACCCUCCACCCUGUGGACCAGAGAAGAGGACUGUGUGGAGGUAAGUGUGAAGAGGACCGGUGGGGACGACCACGAAGACCCCCCCCCCUCCACUUCAGGCCUUGGACCCUCCACCAAGAGGACCAGAGAAGAGGACUACAUGGAGGUAAGUGUGAAGAGGCAGAGGACCGGUGGGGACGACCACGAAGACCUCCCCCCCUCCACUUCCGGCCUUGGACCCUCCACCCUGUGGACCAGAGAAGAGGACUGUGUGGAGGUAAGUGUGAAGAGGACCGGUGGGGACGACCACGAAGACCUCCCCCCCUCCACUUCAGGCCUUGGACCCUCCACCAAGAGGACCAGAGAAGAGGACUACAUGGAGGUAAGUGUGAAGAGGCAGAGGACCGGUGGGGACGACCACGAAGACCUCCCCCCCUCCACUUCCAGCCUUGGACCCUCCACCCUGUGGACCAGAGAAGAGGACUGUGUGGAGGUAAGUGUGAAGAGGACCGGUGGGGACGACCACGAAGACUCCCCCCUCCACUUCAGGCCUCGGACCCUCCUCCUGGUCUCCCUCCUCCACCAAGGAUUCUGGCGCUACACUGAAGACAGCGACUCGGACUGAGAGUUGUGGAUUGGUAGCUCCGGUUGGAUGCACGAUGUGAAACCUUUGUGUCUGGUCAGGUCUGACAAAGCCCCAGACAGUCUUCCUCGUGUUUAACGAGGUCGGCUAUAGGUAGCAUCGUGCUGCUGAGCUUUUUCAUAUCUCUUCUUUUUUUAUUUGGAGUAAUAGUUGAUGCUAUAUGCAGAGACCGGUUUACAAUGUAUGCUUGUUAUUUAGUUUUCUGUCCAGAUUUCUUUACCAGUUAGGUGUAGGUGGUUGUACCAGACCGAGCUGUGGUAGAAAUUACUGACGUUAAAAAAAGGUCUCCAAGUCUCAUUUACUCAGGUAUCGAUGGCUGAAACAGAUCUUCAGGAUUCCACCCACUGCACCAACCAGAUGAGAAGGAUGGACGACUACAGGCCCAGAUGAGAAGGAUGGACCACUACAGGACCAGAUGAGAAGGAUGGACCACUACAGGACCAGAUGAGAAGGAUGGACCACUACAGGACCAGAUGAGAAGGAUGGACCACUACAGGACCAGAUGAGAAGGACGGACGACUACAGGACCAGAUGAGAAGGAUGGACCACUACAGGACCAGAUGAGAAGGAUGGACCACUACAGGACCAGAUGAGAAGGAUGGACCACUACAGGACCAGAUGAGAAGGAUGGACGACUACAGGACCAGAUGAGAAGGAUGGACGACUACAGGACCAGAUGAGAAGGAUGGACGACUACAGGACCAGAUGAGAAGGAUGGACGACUACAGGACCAGAUGAGAAGGAUGGACCACUACAGGACCAGAUGAGAAGGAUGGACGACUAAAGAGCGGCUGGCGCCUUUCUUUCAUUGGGCCAACUGUUCCAACACCCCCCCCCCCCCCAGCUGUUCCAACACCACCCGCCCUGAGGGGCACAGAGGGCGUUGUUUGUCUUCAUCGGCAUCUUCUGUGCUCGUGGGUUUGGAAGCUCCUCACACACAUACAGGGAGCUCGUUGCAUCUUCUCAGAAAUCAAAAAGGAGAUGGAUGGUUCAGGC
Messenger RNA from Pungitius pungitius (ninespine stickleback), 2681 nucleotides. RefSeq lists its product as uncharacterized. The record is from RefSeq and is a predicted model, not a curated record. The transcript has 3 exons. Lineage: Eukaryota; Metazoa; Chordata; Actinopteri; Perciformes; Gasterosteidae. The coding region runs from base 432 to 1667 and encodes 411 amino acids.